AUGAGACUUCUUAUUUUUCUUGGACACUUUUUUCUAACUUUGGUUCAUUGUCAAACUUGCCCGCAUGCGACAAAUGCGAGAAUUCAAGAAUGUGUUCAACCGGUUGCAGAAUUCGCGAAAGUUAUAAAUAAUCAUGAUUCAAAAAGUUCGGAUUCGGAAUUGGGUGGAACUUUUUCGUUGCCAAAGAUGGGAGCAAGGGUGUUUAAUGAGUUGUGCAAGUGAGUUUUAAAAUGUUAUUUUUGAACCAGAAGGGUAUAAGCUUAAGACAUUGCCUAAGCCUAAAGUUCUUUGUGAGCCCAAGGCCAUUCCUAAAUAUAAAAAAUCCCGAUUUUUACAAUUUUUUACUCAAAUCACAAUAAAAAAAUGAUUUGGAAAAUCUUUCAAAAUUAUUUUUGUUUAUCCCAAAACCAGAAUUUUUUACGAAUUUUUGUUUUUAGAAAAUUUAAUUAUUUUUCAAAAUCAAAAAUUGUUCCGCGAAAAUUUGAGAACUUUAUUGUGAAUUUUCUGAAUCAAAUUUUUUGUAGAGAUUUUUCUCAUCUUUAUUUCAAAAAAAAAUCUAAAUUUUUCCCACCAAACCAAAAAAAAACAUACAAAGAAAUAUUAAAGUAUGCCCUUGAGACUAUCAUUUCUUUUCCAGACACAUUGCUCGAUUCAAUAGUUGUAUACGCGAUCAUCGGUCAACUUGUCCCCGACAUGUCACUAUUUCUCUUAUUGAUGCUUCGUAUGGAUAUUUAUGCAAUGAGGGAUAUAAUAGUGAGCACUUAUUUUUUUUUUGCAAUUUUAUUAGUUUUUUCUUCUUUUUUUUGGUGGAAAAUUUUGUGAAGAAUGGGAAUAUCAACUUGUUCAUCGGAAGGUUUUUUGAAAAAAAAUUCUAAAAAGAGUUGAUCUACAGUACUCUUGAAAAGCUGCCACGUGGCAAAAAAAAACUCUGGAAAAAAAAUGAAUAAUAGAAAAUUAAAUUUCAAAGAUCUACAGUACCCUGAAAAAUGUUUACUGUAGAUUGUAUUUUAGUCUACAGUAUUAUUCUUCAAAGACUCUCUGCCACGUGGCAUUUUUGAGGGGUACUGUAGAUCAAAACAUGAGCAAUUUUUUUUGAAUUUUGAUGCACAGUAUGCUUCGAGCCCAUUUUUCCACGUGGAAUUCUCGAUGAGUACUGUAGAUCAGAAGCUAAACAGAAUUCUCUGAUUUUUGAUUCACACUAUAUUUUUUUCGCCACGUGGCAAUUGGUGGUGUACUGUAGACUAAAAACUGAAGAGGGUUUCUUGAAUUUUAAUGUACAGUAUUCUUCAAGUCCAUUUUUCCACGUGGCAUUUUUGAGAGGUACUGUAGAUCAACUAGAAUUUUAAAACACAACAAAAUUAAGUGGAAUUUCUGAGGGUACUGUAGAUGUAGACACACAAGAUUUUCUGAAUUUUCACAUGUGAAUCUUGAUCUACAAAUCUACAGUAACCGCCAGAGAUUUCUCGGGGGUACUGUAGACAAGAAGAUUCAGAACUCUCAAAUCAAAAUAUAUUUUCAGCAUUCAUCGAAUCAGCCGAAUGUCUGAUGGAAUUAGAUCGACAACCUUCAGUAAAAGCGUGCCACGAUGAAACUCUCAAAGAAAUCGAAAUGGCAAACACUGAAAAUGGCAUCGAUAUGUCAGCAAAAGUCGAUCGAAUGUGUGGAGCUCUCAAUUUCUUUUCCGGAUGUGUCAGAAAUCCCAUUAAAACCAAUUGUGGUUUCAAAGCGUGGCAGGUUUGUUCUCAUUUUCUUGCGAAAUAAAAUGUAAUUAAAUUUCAGAUAAUUUAUCGUGUUUUAAAAGACACAACCAAUACAUUGAUGCCAGCUUGUCAAUUCACAGGAACAUCUCAAAAAUUGGCACUUUUUCAAAAGCAACAGGAAUCAACUACAUUUUCAAUUUUAUCAACUACAACUACAAAAAUGUUAACUUCAACUUCAACACUUCCAACAACUACAACUACAGUAAUCGCCAAAAAAUCAGAUGUGAAAAAAUAUGUAUCUGAAUUGAUAAAUUCUUCAAUUAUAACUCAACUUAACUUAGGUAUUUUUUGUAUUAUUCUAGUCAUAUUAUUUUGAAAACCUCUUGAUUUAUUAUUAUUUAUCCUUUCAAAAUACGUGUAUCCAAAUAAAGCUGUUUGAAUUUAUGACGUGACCUAUUUUCCAAAUAAUUUUAAAACGAAAUCUGUCAUUUGAAAUGCUCAUUUCCCAAAAUGUGGAAUUCAAAAAUUACCCUAUUAUUACUAUUAUCAGUGGGUUUUGGUCUCUCGUUGAAAUUUGAUCCAAAAAAUAUCAAAAUUAUUGUGGAUGCUCAUAAUAAAAUCAGAAGUGAUAUAGCUCGUGGAAUUUUUAAAUCACGUGGAAGAAUCGAAGGACCUGCGAGUAAUAUGCAGAAAAUUGUGAGGAUUUUAGGUUUGAGUUCUAGUAGGGCUAGGUGGAUUUGAGACUUCGGAUUUUUGACAAGAUCGGAAUCAAUUUCGAAAUUUUUCUUGGAGUCAAUUGCCUGAGAAAAAUUCUAUUUGGAUUUUUUCUGAAAUUCGAAAACGAAGAAUCAAAAUUUUCAAAAUUUUGAAAAGCCUUUCAGACACAAAUUAUUCUAGAUUUGGGAUGAUCGAAUCGCUGAAAACGCUCAAAAAUACGCUGACAUAACAAAUAAAUUAGUACAUUCAACGCCAAAUCAACGCUUGGGAUUAGCAGAAAAUGCAAAUCAAGGUUCAGCUUCUAUUGGUUCAACUGAUGAUUCGAUUUUGAAAAAUGCAGCGGAAAGUUGUUUGAUUGCAUGGGCGAGAGAAGCACAGUCAUUUGGAUUGAGGAAUCCGAACACGUAAGUUUCAAAAUUUUUCUUUGAUUAUUAAUUUUAAUUCAAUUUUCAGCGGAAGAAUCGAGUUCAUUUGGAAUAAGCUUCAAGGAAAUGGCCAUGUGAUAAAUAUGAUUGCAAGUGGAACAAAUCGAAUUGGAUGCGGAAUAUCAAAAUGGAAGAAUGGCCAAAAAUUCAAUGUGUAUGUAUUCUGUCAAUAUAAAAAUCAUGGAAAUCUUCAAAUUCCAAAUCAUGUUUAUCUCGAAGCAUCAACUUGUUCUCAAUGUCCGCCUGGAACUAUUUGUGAUAAUCAAAGUGGAUUAUGUAAAUGUCCAGAAGAUGGAAAAGGAUUGUGUGCUCCUGAUAAUGUUACGAAAUAUUGGAAACAGUGA
Messenger RNA from Caenorhabditis angaria, 3186 nucleotides. The record is from the annotation of a GenBank genome assembly. Lineage: Eukaryota; Metazoa; Nematoda; Chromadorea; Rhabditida; Rhabditidae.